AUGUCGUAUCUGCUCCACCAAGAAGUAGAACAUGUGCCGCGGCAGGCGAACUUCUUGUUUGAACCGCUUGUCGCCCGCCGCGAGGCAAAGCGAAACAACAACCCACCAACAACGGACGACACUGACGACGACGGUGACUCUCCAUCACCUGUCCUGGACAGCUUUGUCCACACGCGCGGCCCGUCUGUUCUCCCAGAGCUGACGAACUUCUCGCUCAGCGAGUUCAACCAACUGUGGUCCGACCUACAGACAACGAUCGACCAAAACUACAACGUCGGUUCUGGUCGAAAGAGCGAUGUCACGGGUCGCGACAUGCUCUUCAUGACUCUCACCUCGCUGAAACAUUGCGGGUCGUGGGAUGUCGUGUCCGCACUCUUCGACGACACAUCAGCCUCGUUCUCCAACCGUGUGAACUCGUUCCUCAAAACUCUGCAUCCCUUUCUCGUUGGACGGUACAUCGAUGCUGUGGCCGACAAGUACACGAUGGAGCACUUGGAGACCAACAAACGCCGCUUUGCCAACUACCCGUGUGCCCUCUACGCUGUCGACGUCACGUUCCAGAAGACCAACAUCCCGGCUAGAAGUUUUCCAGAGAGGAAGCGCUUCUUCAGCAAAAAGCACGGACAGCAUGGUGUCAAGGUGGAGGCAAGCGUAUUGCCCAACGGCCUGGCCAUCAACGUCACCAAUGCGGUGCCAGCUAGCAUGGCUGAUAUCGCCAUUGCCCAGUCCAACCGUGAAUUCCACCUCAACAAGCUCGCCAAGACCCCGUCCGAACUCGACAUGGCUGACCAAGGUCCACUCCGUGAGGAGUAUCCAGCUUCUUGGGCGAUUUUGGCGGACAAGGGAUACCAAGGUCUCCACCGCAACCUUCGUGCCAUAACGCCAACCAAGCGGCCGGCGGGUGGUGUUUUGACGGUGUCCGAAAUGGAUGUGAACGACAAGAUUGCCAGUGACCGUGUCAUCAUCGAAAAAAUUUUCGGACGUUUGAAGACGUUGUGGAGUGUGGUGGGCGACACGUUGAAGUGGAAGCGUGACAACUACGACAUCUACUUCCAGUCAUAUGUUGCGUUUACGAAUGUUCAUAUUCGUUUCAUGCCACUGCGGGCGGAAGAUGGCCAUGAUCUCCAUCGCCUUGUGAAUGGGCUCAUAUCUACGGGUCAGAAGAAAAAGGCGAAACGUGCGGGGUCGGUGGCAAUGUCGCGUGACAAGCGCAAGCGUCGUUUGAGUGCAAUGACCGCUGCCAAACCCACUCACAAGAAGGCCGCCAUGAUUGCCACGAGCAGUGUCGCCAAGGAGAGUGAUGUGGGGACCACCAUGGCCGGCGAGAGGGCAAGGUAA
Molecule: messenger RNA, 1338 nt
Organism: Aphanomyces astaci
Lineage: Eukaryota; Oomycota; Saprolegniomycetes; Saprolegniales; Verrucalvaceae
Exons: 3
Coding region: 1-1338 (445 amino acids)
Source: RefSeq, a predicted model, not a curated record